This is a messenger RNA of Anopheles cruzii, 1020 nucleotides long. RefSeq lists its product as uncharacterized. The transcript has a single exon. The record is from RefSeq and is a predicted model, not a curated record. Lineage: Eukaryota; Metazoa; Arthropoda; Insecta; Diptera; Culicidae. Bases 29 to 973 code for a protein of 314 amino acids. Gene Ontology annotation, molecular function: RNA binding.
CAGAAAAGAAAUAAUAAAUUACACAACGAUGGCGGUGAAAGGAAAGGCCCCGUCCUCAAAGGUACUCGCGAAACCUGGCCAGCAGGCGAUCAAAAAGGCAGUCCCAACAAAAGAAGAGCUGAGCUCCGAUGACGACCAUAUCGACGAGGAUAUGGACAGUGAGGACAUUGAAUCAGAAGAGUUUGACGAUAAUUUAGAUGAUGAUGACACCGACGACGACGAGGAGUCUGCGGAGGACGACGGGGAGUCUGCGGAGGACGACGGGGAGUCUGCGGAGGACGACGAAGUAAUGCCAGCAAUGGGUACGGCCAAAAAGUCACCGACUGAUAAGGCCCUGGCUGCCAGGAAGACGCCGGCCAGUGUGGGAAAAAGUGCACCGGGGAAAGCGGAAACACCGAAAACACCAGCCAAAUUUGUUGCUCUCGGGGAACGCGAUAAGCGUUCCGUGUUCCUCAAGCAUGUCAGGCAUCAGACGACCGAGGCCCAGAUUGCUACGUUCUUCGAAAGUGUCGGCAAGGUUAUCAAAAGCCGCAUUGUGCGAAGCAAAGGCUUCGCGAUUGUACUGUUCGAUAAACCGGAAGCGGUUGAAAAGGCGCUCACCCUCAGCCAAGAGUGUUUGAACGGCGAUGAGGUUGUAAUCGAACGGUGCCAGUCCAACGUGGAGAAGCGAAAGCUUAAGAAUCGCAAGCAAAAGUUGAGACAAAAGCAAAAAGGAAAGACGUCCGCAGAAACAUCCAGUACGCCAACCCAGAAAACGAAGCCUGCUUCUGGAGGCAAACAGCAACCGAAGGGGCAGCAAAAAAAGAAAGCGGCCUCCGUAAAGCAGCAAGGUGCGCCAUCCGUUAAAACCCCUUUAAAGAAGGAAACCAAGCUGGUCAAGAAAGGAAAUGCUGCUCAGGCUACAAAGGGUCAGCCACAGAACAAGAAAUCGCCGAAUGCUAAAAAGGGAAAGAAACAACCAAACACAAAGUGAAGUGAAACACAAAGCGUGUUCAAAGUACGGUGUAUCAAUAAAUUACA